This is a messenger RNA of Chinchilla lanigera (long-tailed chinchilla), 3413 nucleotides long. It is a transcript of the gene Pskh1, whose product is annotated as protein serine kinase H1. The record is from RefSeq and is a predicted model, not a curated record. The transcript has 3 exons. Lineage: Eukaryota; Metazoa; Chordata; Mammalia; Rodentia; Chinchillidae. Gene Ontology annotation, biological process: protein phosphorylation. The coding region runs from base 187 to 1470 and encodes 427 amino acids. Gene Ontology annotation, molecular function: ATP binding; protein kinase activity.
GAUCCGAGAGGAUGAUGGCGACAGCAGCGGCGGCGGCAGCGGUGGCGGCGGCGGCGGCUGUGGCUACGACAGGGAUACGGUCCGCAGAGCCGCCGAGACGCCGAAGAGCCAGCCGCCCGCUCGAGUUGUAGACGGGGCACUGCCUGCAGAGCAGGUCCUGCCAGCUUCGCUGGAGAGGAUGCCCCCAUGUCCGUGAUGGGCUGUGGGACAAGCAAGGUCCUUCCUGAGCCGCCCAAGGAUGUCCAGCUGGAUCUGGUCAAGAAGGUGGAACCCUUCAGUGGCACCAAGAAUGAUGUGUACAAGCACUUCAUCACAGAGGUGGACAGUGUUGGCCCUCUCAAGGCUGGGUUUCCAGCUGCCAGUCAAUAUGCACCCCCUGGCACUGGUGCCCCAACUACGGGCCACACAGAGCCUCCCUCAGAACCACCGCGAAGGGCCAGGGUGGCAAAGUACAGGGCCAAGUUUGACCCACGUGUGACAGCUAAGUAUGACAUCAAGGCUUUGAUUGGACGAGGCAGCUUUAGCCGAGUGGUACGUGUGGAACACCGGGCAACCCGUCAGCCAUAUGCCAUCAAGAUGAUUGAGACCAAAUACCGAGAGGGACGAGAGGUGUGUGAGUCUGAGCUUCGUGUGCUGCGCCGGGUGCGCCAUGCCAACAUCAUCCAGCUGGUGGAAGUGUUUGAAACACAGGAGCGUGUGUACAUGGUGAUGGAACUAGCCACUGGUGGUGAGCUCUUUGACCGCAUCAUUGCUAAGGGUUCCUUUACUGAGCGUGAUGCUACAAGGGUGCUACAGAUGGUGCUGGAUGGCGUCCGGUAUCUGCAUGCACUGGGCAUCACACACCGCGACCUCAAGCCUGAGAAUCUGCUCUAUUACCACCCAGGCACUGACUCUAAGAUCAUCAUCACUGACUUUGGCCUGGCCAGUGCCCGCAAGAAGGGUGAUGACUGCCUCAUGAAGACCACCUGUGGCACACCUGAGUACAUUGCUCCUGAAGUCCUGGUCCGCAAACCCUAUACCAACUCUGUGGACAUGUGGGCUCUGGGCGUCAUUGCCUAUAUCUUACUCAGUGGUACCAUGCCCUUUGAGGAUGACAACCGCACCCGGCUAUACCGGCAGAUCCUCAGGGGCAAGUACAGUUACUUGGGGGAGCCCUGGCCUAGUGUGUCCAACCUGGCCAAGGACUUCAUUGACCGCCUGCUGACUGUGGACCCUGGAGCCCGAAUGACUGCACUACAGGCCUUGAGGCACCCAUGGGUGGUGAGCAUGGCAGCUUCUUCGUCUAUGAAGAAUCUGCACCGCUCCAUCUCCCAGAACCUCCUCAAGCGUGCCUCCUCACGCUGCCAGAGCACCAAGUCUGCCCAGUCUACAAGAUCCAGCCGCUCUACACGCUCCAACAAGUCACGCCGCGUGCGUGAGCGUGAGCUGCGGGAGCUAAACCUGCGAUAUCAGCAGCAGUAUAAUGGCUGAGCCACCAGCUGCGGCACAGUCACCCUGUGGCCCCAGCUUAGCCGCACUCUGCUGUGCCAUCUGGGCCCAAUACUCUCUUUUGAAAUAGGCUUCAUGGCCACUAGUAUGCAGAGAAUACCUGACCCCAGUACCUUCUCCAUGCCUUCAGCAGCCCCUGUUCAAAUGGACCUGGGUUUGGUGUGAUGGAGUGGAGGUGGCCCAGGAGGCUGAGACCCCUUAUCCGGGAACCUGGCCUGGCACUGAUUCCCGUUUUGGUGGGAAGCUGCUCUGUAGAGUUGGGGGAAGGGACAGGUCCUAGCUUUCACUGUCUCCUUCAUCCUUUGGCUGUUCCUCAGACCAAAGGGGCUUGCAGUGCUGGGUAGUGUCCUAUGGCCCAGGACCUUUGGAACAGUUCUGGCACUCCUCUUUUAUCCACAGAGCAUUCCUCCCUAGCUCCUCUCAUUUUUUGGCAUUCUAAUCUGUAAGAUUAGGCUCCAAAUGGCAGGCCUAGCUUUGGUUUAGUACACUGCAGGCCCCAGGUGCCUUGACUGGACCAAGAGCUCCUGGUUAGAUCUAAGCCCGUGUCUCCCAUUGCAAAUCUGUCUUCCUUUGUGGUGCUGCCGGAGACCCUUCCUGGCCCCAACACUUGCCAGGACCUCUGGACGCAGUACGCUGGCGUGGACCUUAGCCCUGAUGGUGUAGGCUCACCUCAGCUCCAGCUGAGCUGACUGAGAGGGUUCCUAUUCACCACUCUCAGUUUCUCUGGAGAGACCUCCAUUGCCUCCCUCUCCUUCUUGGAUGCCCAUUUCAUUCUCCAGGUGCCUCCUUCCCAACUGUGGGGGUUAAAGGGAGCCCCAUUGCUGCUACCUGGGGGAUGGGGGCACCUGGGCCAAGGCAGAGGGUUCGCCUUAAGGAUCCCAUUGUCAGCUCUAGUGCCAUCCUUUGGUAUCCAUUGCCUCUUCGUUUCAGGGCCACCAUGCCCUCCUCUGCAGCUUCAUGAAGGCGCCAUCUAGUGUCUGGCCUGGGAAUAGGUAGCCAGAGGUGAGCAGUGGAUGUCCAUAUUGCAUACCCAGUCUUCCAAAAGGAAGUGAAAAGGAAGGAGCUGCUGCAUUGCAAGAGGGUCCUGGGCUGUUCAGCCCUCUUUCUCAGCUUUUGUGCACCUCACCCUGGAACUUAGCCAUACUGUGUGACCUGCCUCUGAACCCUGGGUGCCUGGGGUACUGGUCUUGCUGUGAGAGCUACCCUUGUCCUUUCCAUCCAGUGCCCACUUCCUUUCGUAGCAUUAAUCUUCCAAUCUGGGCCCCACCGAGUCUCAGGCUAGAGGGAGCCCUUACAGGAGGUGGCGAGCAGGGCAGGUGUUCCCAGAGGUCUGAGCCAGAACUGUACCAGUAGCUGCCAUGGUAUUUCCCUGUCACCACCAACUAUGCUGAAGCCCAAGGCCUCCCUCCAUAGCUGCUUUUAAAGGGUAAGAAGGGGCCAGGGCCGAGCUUCUGCCUUACCUAGGAUCCUGCCAGCUGGGAGAGUUUGACCCUCACUUAGCUGCUCCCAGUGGGUGGUCUUGGGCCACACUCUCCUCUUUCUGUAUGUGCCACCUUCAGUGUGAUACCAAGCCAAAGAGACCACUGUGUGCCAAGCUGACUGUGCCUUAUAUACCCCCUCCUCUGUCCCUGUUGCUCUGGGCAAGAGGGAAUAGAAGGGCCAAGCCCCACAGCCUCAGAAUUUCCUGCCACUUUCCCAAAUAUGUCUAGGGUCCUGAAGUCCUGGGAAUUUAUUUCCUCUCUUGCCCAGGGCAGACCUGGUCCUGAGAGUAGGACAAAGGAGUUUGGAGUAUUGGGCCUCCCUCUCACGGACCCUGGAUGGAGAAUGUGCAGUUAUUUAUUUUGUGUACUCAGUUUGUAAAUGUAUCCUCUGUAUUCAAUAAACAGGGUGCCCUCCCCAGGGAAGGCUGCCCAUUCAUUCCAACA